Molecule: messenger RNA, 1474 nt
Organism: Marchantia polymorpha subsp. ruderalis
Lineage: Eukaryota; Viridiplantae; Streptophyta; Marchantiopsida; Marchantiales; Marchantiaceae
Source: the annotation of a GenBank genome assembly
AGAAAUGCAGGCCACGAAAGGCAUAGCGCACAACUCCCAAGUCCUGUGUUAUGCUUACUCUCUCGACAGAUCUGAGGUUCUGAAUUACCAUAAAUUCAGAGCACGUCAACGGUUACAUUCAGUGUUUACGACAGGAGAUGAAGUUAUAACAUAGGUAGAAAUCGGGAUUUGGUGUAGCUGUGUGCAAGACCAAUCUUUUCAUCUAUCAUCGAUUGCUCGAGCCGAACACUCUCGCUCGAACGCUCAUGAACUGUUCGUAACUGUGAGUAGUUGACGAUCAGUAAUCCAGGUAUACCAUUCGCUGCCACACGUUCGGACGUUCAGAAAUUUGUCACCUGUAUUCACUGUGUUUCCCUCCGCUCUGCUCCCAAAGCGGAUUACCCUCUUUCUCUUCCUUUUGAUGAGUCCCUUGAUGUUUAGGUGGAUAAAGUUGUGGGCAAGAGAUAGCACAUUGCCUGUAGUAUUAGACUAUCCUUUGCAGAUUGCUGUGAAGCAAUUUCACGAGCUUUGUUGGUUGCAUAAUUCUUUCAGGACAGGUUUCAGACCAUGUUCCGGGAUUGUUAGUACUAACGUCACAGUCACGAAAGUCGUGAAGGAACUCCUUCAGCAAGCUUUUGGAUAUUCUUUGUCCGAUCAACUGAGUGAUUGGCAUAGCGCAAGUACGAGAAUAUCUCAUCCAGGGGGCCAUUCAAGGGUUUGGAUACCAGGUCCUGAUCAAUAGCUCUUCGGACAUUUCUCCUUAACUAAUCUCAGCCCCUCGCAGCUGGACAACAGGUUUUUCUUCAAAUCUUAUUGUCAGAAACGCUUCACCUCUUCAGUUUAAGGACGAUAAAGUUGGCGGACACCUCUCCCGUGGGUAGAUUGAGGUGGGACUUCCCGUCCCGUCUGACCGUGACGAAAAGACUUGGUCGAAUCAACGAAGCGAUCCUGCAUCUGCACUCACGGUCGAGUGAACACCUCAGAUACAGAAUUCUUCGAUGAGCAAAAAUCAAAGACAAAACACGGAGCUGAGAACAGGGCUAAGCUGACUAAUGCCGACACGAGCAAAUUUUGACCGACUGUCAGUACAAUUCUUCUAUUCAGUAUGCAAACAUGGGGAGCGGACUAUACAAAUACAGAAGUGAGGUUGAGAGCUGGUGACUUGCUUCAACCUCUGCGAGAUCGAAUGAUUUAUUGACAAUGAGAUGGCGAGAAGAGAGUGUUCGAAAUAGGGUUUUCGAUUUAGGGUUUUGGAAAAGGAUCGACUCCAACGGAAACGUCGGCAAGCUCUGACGAGAGGAACCACUGUACAGAAGCCAACGACAUAAGAACUGGUACAGUAUCUGUCGGGCAUGGUUGCUCUUGUACAACGUAGUAAGGAGAGAGAAUUGAAGUGCAAAGAUUACAAUAAAACAGUGACUUCAAUAUUAAGAUUGUAGCAUUAGUGUUGAGUAACAAUUGAUGAAUAUCACUCUCUGUUGAAGGCUAUUUUAUC